AUGUCGUUGCCGAGGAAGGCAUGUCAUAACUGCCGACGGCGGCGCUUGAGGUGCGAUCGCUCUCUUCCGCAAUGCUACAAAUGCACGAGUACCGGUCAAGACUGCCUCGGCUACCAAGCUCUGCUCUUCUGGAAUAAUGGCGUAGCAAGCCGUGGAAAGAUGUCAGGCAUGACAUUUGAGGAUAUGAAACAAAGGGAGGUAAAGAAGGAACGUCUUAGCCCCGAAUCUCUAUCUUCUACCAGCUCUCCUCCGAGCUCGAAUAUCGAAUUGGAAUCUGUUGGAAAUAUCUCAGGAGGUGCCUCAAAAUUAACACCGCAACCUUUGCUGGAUCAUAGCAGUCAGCUCUUGGUAGCGAAGCGCAAAUUCCCUUUUGCAGAUGAUAUCGCCCUUCCGCUGGGUCGUCAUUUAACUGAUCCCUUUUUACAAGAUCUGAAUCAAGAUGCAAGAUUUUAUAUCUCACAUUUCAACAGUAAAGUGUGCAAAGACCUUGUCAUCUACGACCUCCCCAAGCAAAAUCCAUUCCGUGACCUCAUUCCGUUGGCAACGCAACAUCCUGCUUUGCUCAAUAUCAUCAUUGCAAACUCGGCGCUCCAGCUAUCGAAUGCUUCACAACGAUCUGCAGUCAUGUCAUUCAACCACCAACUCCGUCUAAUGAAAGGAUCGACGCCACAUCUUCAGAUCUCACCGACUAGUCAAUCGUCCACCUGGUAUAAAGACGCCCUGAUAGCUAAGCAGCGUGCUCUUGGAUCACUAAGUUCGAUUCUCAACGAUGUUGGCUCAUCAGAUAUCGAUGUUACCCUUGGAACAAUACUUCUCUUCAUCGAAUUCGAGCUUACAGACUUCGGCACAAAGGACUGGAGACUGCACAUGCACGGUGCCAUAGCACUCAUCAACUCUAUGAAGGAACCCUACAAGCUCAAGCACUCUAACAUGAGCUCUUUGCGCCGCUCCCUGAUCUCCAGCUGCUUAGUAUACGACGCACUUAGCUCAACUUUCGCACAGUCAAACUCCUCAGGACCCGCUCGAUACAGUGCCUCUAUUGUCCGUUCCUCGCUGCAUUAUGCCGAAGCCAACAAUUAUCUCUCUUUCCCAGCAGCGCUCCUCGAGGCAGUAUUAACAGCUGCGCAACUCCUGCAGACGAUGCACGACCACUUUCCAGCAAAAUUCACAACAACUCUUGAGGGAAAUCAACUUCCUCCUCUUCUCCAAGCUGCUCAAUCGUUCAACGUGCGAGAUUGGGCUUCUGGGCUACAGCGCAUCUCUCCACACUGCGACCUCGAAAACCGAGUCCACGUGGCCUCGGCCCACAAAGCAGCCGUCUGCAUCUACAUAUGUCGAGUCUUACGAUUCCUAUCUCCCGAAGCCGAAGCAGAAGAUAACCUGGAGCCCGUAGUAUCAGAUAUCAUCACCCACCUCUCUUUCGUAACAUCCGAUAACGAGCUUUUCAAAGCUACUUCGUGGCCCACAUUUGUUGCAGGUGCAGAGGCAAGAGACCUUGAGCAGCAGGCCUGGGCGAUGACGAGGCUUCAGCAAUUGAGGGAGUGCCUACCUUGUACGAUGGGCUAUGUCCGAAGCGCGAUGGAGAUACUUGAUAGUAUUUGGAGGAAAAGAGAUGCUGCGGUGUGUGCUGGGAUGCACAAUAUUGGCUGGAUCCAAGAGCUGAAGCUUUUGGAGAUCGAUAUAAUGAUCGCUUGA
This is a messenger RNA of Mollisia scopiformis, 1695 nucleotides long. RefSeq lists its product as uncharacterized. Bases 1 to 1695 code for a protein of 564 amino acids. Gene Ontology annotation, molecular function: zinc ion binding; DNA-binding transcription factor activity, RNA polymerase II-specific; transcription cis-regulatory region binding. NCBI's taxonomy places the organism in Eukaryota, Fungi, Ascomycota, Leotiomycetes, Helotiales, Mollisiaceae. Gene Ontology annotation, cellular component: nucleus. The transcript is spliced from 3 exons. Gene Ontology annotation, biological process: positive regulation of transcription by RNA polymerase II. The record is from RefSeq and is a predicted model, not a curated record.